This is a messenger RNA of Perognathus longimembris pacificus (Pacific pocket mouse), 1209 nucleotides long. RefSeq names its product LIM homeobox 3 (gene Lhx3). Gene Ontology annotation, molecular function: RNA polymerase II transcription regulatory region sequence-specific DNA binding; DNA-binding transcription factor activity, RNA polymerase II-specific. Gene Ontology annotation, cellular component: nucleus. The coding region runs from base 1 to 1209 and encodes 402 amino acids. Lineage: Eukaryota; Metazoa; Chordata; Mammalia; Rodentia; Heteromyidae. The record is from RefSeq and is a predicted model, not a curated record. Gene Ontology annotation, biological process: regulation of transcription by RNA polymerase II; neuron differentiation. The transcript has 6 exons.
AUGGAGGCGCGCGGGGAGCCGGCCCCGGCGCGGGAGUCGGCGGGCAGCGACCUGCUGCUGGCGCUGCUGGCGCGGAGGGCCGACCUGCGCCGAGAGAUCCCCCUGUGCGCCGGCUGCGACCAGCACAUUCUAGACAGAUUCAUCCUCAAGGCUCUGGACCGCCACUGGCACAGCAAGUGUCUCAAGUGCAGCGACUGCCACACGCCGCUGGCCGAGCGCUGCUUCAGCCGCGGGGAGAGCGUCUACUGCAAGGACGACUUCUUCAAGCGCUUCGGGACCAAGUGCGCCGCGUGCCAGCUGGGCAUCCCGCCCACCCAGGUGGUGCGCCGCGCCCAGGACUUCGUGUACCACCUGCACUGCUUCGCCUGCGUCGUGUGCAAGCGGCAGCUGGCCACGGGGGACGAGUUCUACCUCAUGGAGGACAGCCGGCUGGUGUGCAAGGCCGACUACGAGACGGCCAAGCAGCGAGAGGCCGAGGCGACGGCCAAGCGGCCGCGCACCACCAUCACCGCCAAGCAGCUGGAGACGCUGAAGAGCGCGUACAACACGUCCCCCAAGCCGGCCCGCCACGUGCGCGAGCAGCUGUCCUCCGAGACCGGCCUGGACAUGCGCGUGGUGCAGGUGUGGUUCCAGAACCGCCGGGCCAAGGAGAAGAGGCUGAAGAAGGACGCGGGCCGGCAGCGCUGGGGGCAGUACUUCCGGAACAUGAAGCGCUCGCGGGGCGGCUCCAAGUCCGACAAGGACAGCGUGCAGGACGGGCAGGACAGCGACGCCGAGGUCUCCUUCACCGACGAGCCGUCCAUGGCCGACAUGGGUGCCGCCAACAGCCUGUACGGCGGCCUGGGGGAGCCCGCCGGGGCCCUGGGCCGGCCCGCCGGGGCCCUGGGCAGCUUCGCGCUGGAGCACGGAGGCCUGGCGGGGCCCGAGCCGUACCGGGAGCUGCGCGCGGGCAGCCCCUACGGCCUGCCCCCCUCCCCCGCCGCCCCGCAGGGCCUCCCCGGCCCCCAGCCCCUCCUCUCCGGCCUGGUGUACCCCGACGCCAGCUUGGGCCUGGUGCCCUCGGGACCCCCGGGCGGCCCCCCGCCCAUGCGGGUGCUGGCGGGAAACGGACCCAGCUCCGAUCUAUCCACGGGGAGCAGCGGCGGCUACCCCGACUUCCCGGCCAGCCCGGCGUCCUGGCUGGACGAGGUGGACCACACGUCGUUCUGA